UUCUAUUUCCCUUUUCCGGCCCAUUAAAGGAGCCGAAACUUUUCAGGUCUAGAUAGUAUCGGAGUUUCUCUUAUCGGGCGGUUAUUGAAGUUUAUUACCGUCACGCUCGAGAGAGAGAAGGAAAGAGAAAAAUUGCCAUCAAAGAUCGGCGACGAGAAGGUUAGGGAUAAAGAAUGGAUUUGCAAGAACAAUUGAAUAAAUUCAAGAGGCAGCAAGAGAAGUGCCAAACAACCCUAACGAGUAUUGCAGCAAAAGCAGGUUCUCAUAAACCGAGUAUAACUCCAAAAAUAGUUGCUCCAUCGCCAAUAAUACCAAGAACCCCUGGUCCUGCUGUUAAAUUUUCAAAUGAUACAGAGAGACUUCAACACAUUCAUAGUAUCCGAAAAGCCCCUGUCGGUGCUCAGAUCAAGCGUGUUAUUGACCUGCUUUUUGAGACAAGGCAAGCUUUUACACCAGAGCAAAUAAAUGAAGCCUGCUAUGUUGAUGUCAACUCCAACAAAGCUGUCUUUGAUAGUUUGAGGAAUAAUCCGAAAGUGCACUAUGAUGGGAGGCACUUUUCUUACAAGUCCAAGCAUGAUUUGAAGGACAAAAAGCAACUACUUUACUUGAUAAGAGAAUUUAAAGAAGGCAUUGCUGUUAUUGAUCUCAAGGAUGCAUACCCAACUGUGAUGGAGGAUUUACAGGCUUUGAAAGCUGCUGGUGAUAUUUGGUUGCUGUCAAAUUUUGAUUCGCAAGAGGAUAUUGCCUAUCCAAAUGACCCCAAGGCUGUUAUUAAGGUGGAUGAUGAACUUAAGGUGAAGUUUCGGGAGAUUGAAUUGCCACGCGAUAUGCUUGACAUUGAGAAGGAUCUACAGAAGAAUGGCAUGAAGCCUGCUACAAACACGGCAAAGAGAAGGGCUGCAGCCCAAGUGCAGGGCAUUUCCACCAAGCCAAAGACCAAGAAGAAGACGAAAGAAAUCAGCAAGAAGACUAAGCUGACAAAUGCACAUCUUCCAGAGCUUUUUCAAAAUCUUAAAUCCUAGAAUUUUUUGAGCUAAAUUGAGUUGUUAUGCUGACAGUAUGCAGAUGGUUAUGUAUGGGCUGAGACGUGCUAAAUUAUUUACAGAUAAGCUUUGGGAAUUGCAGAGAGGGAUUAUGUUAAGUGCAUUGUAAUGUGUUGGCGUUCAUGAUAUAUUCUUAUACCAGUGGUUUUGGCCCAACCAUGUAAUUUAGAUGUCGAAUGGUGUUGCUAAAUUCGUUGGAUGUACGCCACUCUCUUUAUAAUGAAGGCGAAUUUGCCAAGUUCCUUA
This is a messenger RNA of Ricinus communis (castor bean), 1289 nucleotides long. RefSeq names its product general transcription factor IIE subunit 2. Gene Ontology annotation, biological process: transcription initiation at RNA polymerase II promoter. The record is from RefSeq and is a predicted model, not a curated record. Bases 174 to 1022 code for a protein of 282 amino acids. Gene Ontology annotation, cellular component: transcription factor TFIIE complex. Lineage: Eukaryota; Viridiplantae; Streptophyta; Magnoliopsida; Malpighiales; Euphorbiaceae. The transcript is spliced from 5 exons.